AGACAAACAGCGGCUGCUGGGCUCAGACUGAGGCUGCUGAUUGGUUGAGCUGCUCACAUCAGAUCUUGAUAACUCUAUCGAAGCCUUCCUCUCAUUAAAACUACUUUUUUUGUUGUAUUAUUAUUACAUUAUUCUCGUAAUAUUGCAACUUUAUUCUCGCAACAUUACGACUUUAUUCUCCUAAUAUUAUGACUUUAUUCUCGUAAUCCCCCCCCCAAAAAAAGUAGUGCAGCACUGUAUCCCGUGUUGCAAUAACAGAAACGACGUGAACAAAACGAUCUCUAAAAGAGAAGAAGAGAUGGCUGAAGUUGAUACGGCCCUCUUCCACCCUUUCCCUGUUAGACUUCCACCUGACAUUGAACCAACUGUUAUUCUCUGUUUGAAUCAUAGAGUUUGUGAACAGACUUUGGGAUGUCAGUAAGUAGGCUGUCGCUGUAUAAUAGGUGACCGCUUCCUGUGCUGGAGCCAUUGUUGUUUACGUGACCUACAAAUGCUAAUGGCCACGGAAGUGAUUCCUAACGAUUCCUUACGUCACACUAGCCCUCCCCAUGACUGAUUAAAGUGGGCGUGGCUUAGACAGUCCCAGUGUCUCUUCUUCUUCGGUGGUGGUUCCGUGACUUCCUGCAGAUGUCACAGUGUUUUGUGUCACUGAGGAAGAUGAAGGUCACCGACUCGCUCCUCAGUCGAAACGAGAAAGGUCACAUCUUCAUCUUCGUCUUCAUCGCUCGCCUGCGACAAACACAAUCAUCAUCUUCAUCUUCAUCUUCAUCACCACCCCCCCGACACUCACUCUGGUAUAUAAAGUGGAAACAGCUCCAGAGUUUGUUUGUACGCAGAGAGACACACAGCUGGAAGACAGACAGGCAGACGGACAGACAGACAGACAGACAGACAGACAGACAGACAGACAGGCAGACAGACAGGCAGACAGACAGGCAGCAGCUGUGCAGGACGUCCAGGAGCGGAGAUGAAGCUGAACGUGUUGAUGUGGCUCGCCGCUCUCCUCGCUGUCUUCCUCCCUCACCCCGCUGACUGUCGACCUGAUGACGCUCCCGCCAGCCGCCGUCCGCUCCUCCCCCGACCGCUGCUCCUCCACCUGGGGGAGGAGUUCUCCCUGCGGCUGGGUGGAGGUGUAGGAUCCUCCUCUGCUGCUCCUGCCCUCCUCUCCUCCUCCACCACCUCCUCCUCCUCUUCAUCGUCCUCUGCGGUGAACCGGGCCCUGCUGCAGCUCACACAGCGCCUCCUGCAGGCUCGGGCGGAGCAGCAGGAGGAAGAGGAGGGGGAAGAGGAGGAGAAGGGGAAGAGGUCCGACGAGCCUCCCAUCUCUCUGGAUCUGACCUUCCACCUCCUCAGGGAGGUGCUGGAGAUGGCGCGGGCGGAGCAGAUCGCCCAGCAGGCCGACAGCAACCGCAGGAUGAUGGACGCCUUCGGGAAAUAAACGAACCACUUCCACUUCAGACCCCUCCCACUUACAAACAGACUCCUCCCACUUACAAACAGACCCCUCCCACUUACAAACAGACUCCUCCCACUUACAAACAGACUCCUCCCACUUACAAACAGACCCCUCCCACCUACUGAAGAAGAACUCAUUGAUUGCCACAGAUAUAUUAUUCAGUGAUUAAUUAUUAUUAUUACCUUUUUAUAGUAUCUUGAUUUCUCUUCAUAUGUAAUCUAUUACCCUACAACCCGCUGUUGUCCACAGGGGGCGCCACAAUCAACACAAACACAUAACAGGACAAAAGGUAUUCAUGUUGUCUGUUGACCUGUUUACAGCUGAGGUCAGGUUGUCAGUAAGGGGAGCUCUGAUUGGUUGUCAGUAAGGGGAGCUCUGAUUGGUUGUCAGUAAGGGGAGCUCUG
Messenger RNA from Dicentrarchus labrax (European seabass), 1860 nucleotides. Its product is annotated as corticoliberin-1-like. The transcript is spliced from 2 exons. Gene Ontology annotation, molecular function: hormone activity. Gene Ontology annotation, cellular component: extracellular region. The record is from RefSeq and is a predicted model, not a curated record. Lineage: Eukaryota; Metazoa; Chordata; Actinopteri; Moronidae. Bases 968 to 1438 code for a protein of 156 amino acids.